AUGGCCUCCCCACCCUCCACCGACGAUGCGUCCACGCCGAGACAUGCAUCUGCACCCAGCCACACCAUCCGCGCGCUCGCAACGCUGACCCCUCCCUCCAAUUCGCGCACCUGGCAAACGGCGCCCCAUCCAUCGUCGCCCAUUGUCGCAACAGCAUGUUCCGACCGCACCGUGCGCGUUUACAGUCUCACCUCCUUCACACUCCUCCACAGCAUCACCGGCGGGCACAAACGCAGCGUACGCAGCGUGUCUUGGAAGCCGCAUGUGCGGGGGCAGGACGUGCUUGCGACGGGGAGCUUCGAUGCUAGCGCGGGGAUCUGGCGGCGACAACAAAACCGCCUCGAGACGGAGAUCACUGGAGAGGGCGGCGAUGACGAAGAAGAGGAAGAUGAAUACCAAUUCGCCUGUAUACUUGACGGUCACGAGUCCGAGAUUAAAAGCUUGAACUGGAGUCCCAGCGGCCAGUAUCUUGCUACUUGCAGCAGGGACAAGAGCGUGUGGUUAUGGGAGGAGCUCGAGGAGGAUAAUUUCGAGACUGUGGCUGUGCUGCAGGAGCAUGAUGGCGAUGUCAAAUGUGUCGCGUGGCAUCCCGAGGAGGAUCUGCUGGUCAGUGCGAGUUACGAUGACACGGUGAGGCUGUAUAGGGAGGAUGCGGAUGAUUGGGUGCAGGUAUCGUGUAUCACGGGGCAUAAGAAGACGGUGUGGUGGGCGGAGUUCGAGGGGAGUGCUCUGUCGAAGAAAGAUUUCCGGGCACAGCGAGAUAAGUUGGCUGAGGAACAGACAAGACAUAUGGAGGAGCUGGAAAAGUCGGGGCCAAGGUUGGCUACGUGCUCAGAUGACUGCACAGUCCGGAUAUGGAGGCGGAAAGCGAGAGAAAGAGGGCACGGUACGAAUGAUGGGAUACCGAGUAUCAUCCGCAGCUCUGCUAUCGACGAGGACUGGUAUGAAGAAGCUGUACUUCCCCAGAGGCAUGAGCGCGCCGUCUACUCCGUCUCAUGGUCGCAGCGAACUGGCAUGAUUGUAUCUGCUGGCAGCGAUGGGAAGAUCAUUGUGUACAAGGAGAAGUGGAAGACACCUUCACCAGGCAAAUUAGAUGCAACGAAGGUCAAUGGCGACGGCAAUACUACGGUCCCGGACGUUGAUGCGCCGCUUACGGAGUGGGUUGUUGUUGCGGAGUUGUUCUCGGCGCACGAUGUUUUCGAGGUUAAUCAUGUUGUUUGGGCGGACAGGGCGGACAAGGGAAAGAGAGAAGGCGAAGAGGUUAUCUUAAGUACUGGUGAUGAUGGCGAGGUCAGAGUUUGGGUGCUGGAUGAGCAGCAAGAAGUUGCACCAUAA
This is a messenger RNA of Didymosphaeria variabile, 1335 nucleotides long. RefSeq names its product Cytosolic iron-sulfur protein assembly protein (gene CIA1). Bases 1 to 1335 code for a protein of 444 amino acids. The transcript has a single exon. Gene Ontology annotation, biological process: iron-sulfur cluster assembly. NCBI's taxonomy places the organism in Eukaryota, Fungi, Ascomycota, Dothideomycetes, Pleosporales, Didymosphaeriaceae. Gene Ontology annotation, molecular function: protein binding. Gene Ontology annotation, cellular component: cytosolic [4Fe-4S] assembly targeting complex. The record is from RefSeq and is a predicted model, not a curated record.